AUGGGUUCUUGGAUGUGGAGAAAACUAAUCAAAAUGAGAGAUAUAGCAAGGAGUUUCCAUAAAAAAAAGUUGGGUAAUGGAAGAAAUACUUCUUUCCGGUAUGAUAACUGGUCUGAGAAAGGUGUUCUUAUUACCUAUUUGGGGGAGAGAGGCAUUGUGGAUAUGGGAGUUAUAAGAGAAGCUACAGUUGAGGAAUCAAUUAUGGGGAUUCGGAGAAAAAGAAGACAUCGUUCGAUGUUGCUAAAUGAUAUGGAGGAAAUGCUAAAAUCUGUUAAAGAGAAGCUGAGAGCUGAAAAUGAAGAUGUUGAUAUAUGGAGAAGAGAAGCAGGGUAUAAAUCAAAAUUUUCUACUCAGGAAACUUGGAUGAUAAUGAGAAUAGCAGAGGUGAAGUGUAGUUGGUCAAAGAGUAUCUGGUUUUCUCGUGCGACUCCGAAAUUUGCGUUUGUGGCUUGGCUUGCAGUUAAAGACAGGCUCUCAACAAUGGACAGAAUCUCCAAAUGGGAUUGUGGUGUUGAUGAGACUUGUGUUCUGUGUAAAAGUGAAAAGGAGUCUAGAAAUCACCUAUUUUUUGAAUGUGACUAUUCCUCAAAGGUUUGGGAGCAUCUCACUAAAGGGAUUCUGGUCAGUGAUUACACGAAUGACUGGUUGAGAAUCUUGACCAUUAUCUCGUCUGAUCACAUGGAGAGGAAGAAGGUGUUCUGUUUGAGAUAUGCGUUUCAGGCCACAAUACAUGUUAUAUGGAGAGAGAGAAACAAGAGAAGACAUGAUGAGAAGCCUUUGCCGGUUGGAGCAGUGUCGAGGAUGAUAGAUAAGGGCAUUAGAAACAAGCUGAGUAUUUUGCGAUCAGGAGGAGUGAAAGGGUGGGAAAAUGGAAUGAAAUUUUGGUUUAGUACUCCAAAAUUAAAAGUUUGUAUAGAUGAAAAGGCUACUAGUAUGAACUCUAUGAAAAAAGGUCUACACUUGAUGUAA
This is a messenger RNA of Raphanus sativus (radish), 969 nucleotides long. RefSeq lists its product as uncharacterized. The transcript has a single exon. The record is from RefSeq and is a predicted model, not a curated record. Lineage: Eukaryota; Viridiplantae; Streptophyta; Magnoliopsida; Brassicales; Brassicaceae. Bases 1 to 969 code for a protein of 322 amino acids.